Molecule: messenger RNA, 2246 nt
Organism: Caenorhabditis sp. 36 PRJEB53466
Lineage: Eukaryota; Metazoa; Nematoda; Chromadorea; Rhabditida; Rhabditidae
Source: the annotation of a GenBank genome assembly
AUGUAUCUCAGUUGUUCGGAGAGGUAUGAAAAUGUUGUCAACUAUCAUCACAAGUCCGCACUCAUAUCCUUAUUCAAGACCGCAAAGAACUGUUCUGCAAACGUUCUGCCUCGUCGGAAGCAUUGUAGAACAGCUCUUUUAGUGCAAUUUUGUUAUGUGCCUUCAAAAGUUUCAAUGAUUUUGCUCUCGAGUCCAAAUCGUUUUCCCACUUUUUUCAGAGUACACAUUUCGGCUCCAGAAGGUGUCAGAAUAUCCAGUUUGCAGAAGAAGUAGACGAAACGGCGGCGAGAGAACAUUCUAGGCUCUAGAACUGAAAAAGUCUACGUGACAAAUGGGGAAAAGUUCACAAAUUCCUUUUGUGCCACGUUGUCAGUUCUUCGCGAAUGUUCCCUCGCCUUCUUCUACUUCUUCUCCUACUCGGACACCUCGCAACCAGUCUCAAACCCAAAAAUGCCUUGAAAAAGGUGGUAAAACGAUUCAGGCUCGGAAAGACAGUCUUGGACGCAUUUCAAGGUACAUUUACAAACUAUUCAGGCCCUUUCAACACUAUUUUACUUUAGAAAGUGUACUCGAAAAACCGCUUGAGAGUGCGAGCGCAGAGGAAGUGGGAAAAGUGAAGAAGAAUCAUGCGAUCCAGGUAAGCCAGUGGAUUAUUGAGCAGGCGUCGAGCGAGAAUCCAGCGUGGCACGCGUUUGGCGACAUGUUAAUGUCCGUUUUGGAUAGAAAUAUGAGUGCGGAUGUCUGUGGAGCCACUCCGUUCACUUUUUGUUAGUACACAGUUCUAGAAGGGACCACAAUAUCUAUGUAUGAUGCUUUUCAGACCAAUUCGUGGAUUUUCUGAGUAUGAAUCGUCAGAAAUGGAAGAAGAAUCUGGAAAAGGACGAUGCAAAGUAUGAAGUUUUACCGGACACCGAAAAAGAGAAACUUCGAUUCGUGACCUCGUUCGUCCAAGAGUCCAAGUACGGAUUCACGUCCCAACAAAUCUACGAGAUCAACAUGAGCCUAAAAAAGGUUCUUCCGGACAAGAAGAGCAAAUUCAUGUACACAAUAUCGUGGAUCUCUGUGAAAGGCGGAUGCUCGGAACACGGAACCGUCGAUCCGCAACACAUUCCGUCCCGAGAACUUGAAGCAGAGAUAUGGAAUCCGACAAUAGUGCUCAAGUUUCUGAUGCUCUUCACUCCGAAGCCCUAUCGAGGUUAUCAUCAGGAUGCGGAUAAGAUUCCCACGUUGUGGCUGAAUGGAUUGGAGAAGGACGAGCACUUGACCGCGAGUGUCUGUAAUCCAAAGACCGGCAUUCCGAGGAGGUACACUGAAGCCGAGUUCCGCAGGUGGUACGAGUUGUUCGGGAGGAUGUGGCGUCCGAAAAGAAAUAGUGUGCGCCUAGAAUACCGCUUUUUUCCAGUCAUCUCAAUGAUUUGCAGACGGAAUUCGCGACAGUCCAGAAGAUUCAUCAAUCAACUCUGAAAAUAGUCGCUCGUGUCACCUAUCGAUUGGUUUUGGGCCUGGAUUGGAAUGGAAAUGCGAAGGAAGUCGAUUGGAAUGUGAAGAUUAUCGGAGAGCUUGUGAGUUGUCGCCUACGCUACCUCACCGUCCUCCUAGCCUUACCACUUUUCUCAAGAACCUUCACGACAACAAAAAAUGGACAAUUUCUGGGAUCGACGUCUCCUGUCCGCCGGGUAUAAACCUGCUCGGAGCCAGCUACGAAGCCUACCGCAACAUCACCGGCUUCAGUUUCGUUUCGCUGAUCCCUGUGACCAAGCGGGUCUACCAGGAUCUUGGAUUCCUCAAGUACCUGGUCAAAAACGAGUCGCAGGUGGAAAUCUCAUUCUGCGGAAACAAAAUCGAUGGGAUCAACAAUAUUGGGAAGAGUUUCUGGGCGCCAGGCACCAAUUUCACCAGCACCUUCAUCGAAAGUGUCGCUCUUCCGGAAUUGGAUAAUAGUCUGGCGAAAGAGGACACUAAUUUCACGUUGUACAUCGGAUUAGGUACAUAUGAGAAGAUAUCGAAACAAGUUGACGAACAGGGUGAUUCGAUUCUGUUGUUCGAGGCAAAAUGGCACUUUUACAUUCAAUGGGUCAGUUAGAAAUUGGAAAAAUGUUUGAAAAUCUUUCGCUUUUUAGGAUCCGAUCGAUUUGUUCUAUUACAUCAAAAGGAUAGUGUUCGAGUGUCCCGGCUGGACGGGCCAAGUUCGAGAAUACGAGUGGCCCAUCGAGGAAACGCCGUCUUUUUUGAGAAUUGGAAAAUAA